AUGGCUCAAGGAUAUCUUCGUGUAACUAUAGUCGAAGCAGCAAAACUUACUGACAAAGAUAAAAGAGACUUUAAUGAUCCUUAUGUCGAAGUAUAUAUUGAUGAAAAAAACAAACAAAAAACUUGUGUACUUAGAGAUGUGGAAAGGCCUAUAUGGAAUGAAACAUUUGAAUUUGUUUUAUGGCCAAGUAAUGAAUAUCUUUAUAUAGAUGUCUAUGAUGACAAUCAAGGCAAGAAACCAGAUUUAAUUGGUUCAGCAAAAAUUUCUCUUGAUGAUGUUAUUAAAAUAGGACAUUUUGAUGAUUGGGUUAAAUUACCUGGUUUUCUCGGUUUUGGUAGCCAUGGCGAUGUACACAUGCGUAUGAGUUUUGAACGAAGAUCAGUAGACUAA
This is a messenger RNA of Rotaria sp. Silwood1, 390 nucleotides long. NCBI's taxonomy places the organism in Eukaryota, Metazoa, Rotifera, Eurotatoria, Philodinida, Philodinidae. The record is from the annotation of a GenBank genome assembly.